GCCCGCCUGCGGCUGCCUGCCUGCCUCCCUGCUCUCAUGCCAUCACAGCAACAAAGAACACGCUGAGCAGCGCGCGGAGAGAGGCGCCCGGGCUCCAGGCUCCACCAAGCCGAAAGACGGCGGGCGACCAUGGCUAGGAAGGGGGACGCCGCUGCCUCUCCUUACGGUGAACCAAGGAAAUUUGACCCAAAGUUCAGAGGACCUAUUCACAACAGGUAUUGUACAGACGUUCUCUGUUGUGUCAUCUUCGUUGUGGUCAUCCUGGGUUACAUUGCUUUAGGAAUUGUGGCUUGGGUACACGGUGACCCCAGAAAAGUAGCUUACCCAACUGACAGCUAUGGGCAGUUCUGUGGUCAAAAGGACACGCCUAAUGAGAACAAGACAAUUUUGUUUUACUUUAACAUUCUGAAAUGUGCCAGCCCUCUAGUGCUAAUAAACCUACAGUGCCCUACAACACAGCUUUGUGUCUCAAAGUGCCCAGACAGGUUUGCAACCUACAUAGACAUGCAAUCUUCCUACAGAUAUAACAAAAGUUAUUGGGAAUACUACAGACAGUUUUGCAAGCCUGGCUUUAGCAAGCCAUGGAAGUCUGUGGCCCAAGUUAUGCGUGAUGAAGAUUGUCCUUCCAUGAUCAUUCCAAGCCGGCCUUUUCUUAAGAGAUGUUUUCCUGAUUUUGCCACUAAAAAUGGAGUUCUGACUGUGGCCAAUCAGACUACUUUCAAAGAUGGAAGAGGAAAAACAAGGAACGUCACUGAUCUCAGGGAAGCUGCAAAGUAUGGAUUCGGCAUCAAUAAUGUUCUUGAUGCAAGAUCAGUCGGGAUGAAAAUUUUUGAAGACUAUGCCAGUUCUUGGUAUUGGAUUUUAAUAGGCCUGUUCAUUGCAAUGGUUGUCAGCUUGCUCUUCCUUGUGCUUUUGAGAUUCAUAGCAGGUGUUCUCUUCUGGAUUUUCAUCUUUGGUGUGAUUGGGAUUAUAGGUUAUGGUAUUUGGCAUUGCUACUGGGAAUAUCAUCGCCUUCAUGGAAUACCUGGUUCUGAUCUUACUAUCUAUGACAUUGGAUUCCAGACGGACUUCAGGGUGUAUCUGCAACUGAGGCAAACAUGGUUAGCAUUUAUGAUACUACUUUGCAUAGUGGAAGUUGUCAUUAUACUAAUGUUAAUAUUUCUGAGAAAUCGAAUCCGAAUCGCCAUUGCACUUUUGAAAGAAGGUAGCAGAGCAAUUGGUUACAUCAUGUCUACAUUAUUCUACCCAAUCAUCACCUUCAUCCUUAUCGCGAUCUGCAUUUCUUACUGGGCAGUGACAGCUGUCUUUCUAGCUACAUCCGGAGAACCUGUGUACAAAGUCAUGGCUAAUCAAAGCCUGUGCAAGUAUGCAAAUCUGACCUGCUACCCAGAGACAUUCAACACAACCAAUGUAACUAAGCUGUGUCCAGGAGCCCAGUGUACUUUUGCUUUCUAUGGUGGAGAAAGCCUGUACCACAGAUACAUCUUAGUCUUUCAAAUCAGCAACGUGUUUGUGUUCCUCUGGCUGGUGAACUUUGCAAUUGCUUUGGGUCAGUGUACUCUUGCUGGUGCCUUUGCCUCUUACUAUUGGGCCUUUAGAAAACCUGCUGAUAUUCCAGCAUGCCCACUCUUUUCUUCAUUUGGACGAGCAAUACGAUAUCACACUGGUUCCCUAGCAUUUGGCUCUUUAAUUCUUGCAAUAGUCCAACUCAUUAGAGUAAUCCUGGAAUACCUGGAUCACAAACUCAAAGGCUCACAGAAUGUCUUUGCUAAGUUCCUCCUUUGCUGCCUCAAAUGCUGUUUCUGGUGCCUGGAAAAAUUCCUCAAAUUUAUCAACAGAAAUGCCUACAUCAUGAUUGCGAUAUAUGGUAAAAACUUCUGCACAUCAGCCAGGGAAGCUUUCUUCCUGCUCAUGAGAAACGUGGUGAGAGUUGCAGUGCUGGAUAAAGUGACAGACUUUUUACUAUUCCUGGGAAAAAUUCUUGUUGCUGGAGGAGUGGGUGUCCUAGCUUUCUUCUUCUUCACACACAGGAUACCAAUAUUCACACAAGAAGCACCAUCACUGAAUUACUAUUGGGUCCCACUCUUGACGGUCAUUAUAGGCUCUUACCUAGUUGCACAUGGUUUCUUCAGUGUCUAUGCAAUGUGUGUUGACACACUUUUCCUCUGCUUUUGUGAAGACUUGGAAAGGAAUGAUGGAUCUACAGCAAAACCCUACUACAUGUCAGCUAGUCUACACCGAAUUUUGGGGAAGAAGGAACUGAGUCCUAAGAAGUUAAUGGGAUAAUGUUUUUUUGUGGUUUUUUAUGUGAAAAUGGCAACAGUGUCAGUUUUAAGAUAAAAUAAGCAGGAUCCAUAUUAUUUAGGCUAAAGAAUUUUUUUUAAGUAUAAAUGAUGCUUGUGGUUAAUGAAUGAUUUGUGUUUGCUUUGUACUAUCUAAAAAUGAGCAAAUGGGCAACAUUUAAAACCAUUAUUUAACAGCUGUGAAACAAGGCCACAUCAUAGUUUUUAUAGAGUGCCUAUGGAAAAGUGUAAAUGUGAAGCUUUUUUAAUAUUUAGCUCUUAGUGUUUAAUAACUUUUCUAACUCAAGAUUUUGCUGUUUGAAAUGACAGCCAUUUUGAUAAAUUUUUUAUAGGUGUAUAUUUGUAAAGGAUAUUCAGGCAAUUUUUGAAAGCACUACAGUGAUUCCUAAUUAGCCAUAAACAGAUCAAGACUAGUAACCAGCAGGUGGUCCUAAAUUUGUAAUUAUGGUGCUAUGGCUGUAUUUUUACUGUACAUGCUGGUUGACAGCAACUUAAACUGUGAUUAAAUUGUAUUGAUGGUUCCCUAUGACGAAGAGCAAAUUGCUAUGCCAGUCUCCCCCACUACAGAUGUCACAUGCAAGGGGGGGGAGAGAGAGAUGGAUUAGCAUCAUACUGAGUCAUCUCCAAGAAUGCAAUGAAAGAUUGUUUGAAUUGCCUAGAAUGAGAGUCAUAUUAUUAAGGAUAAACUGUUUUAAAAGGGUCUUGUGCCAGAGACAACAUUUUAGGGAUAAAAUCUAGGCCAAGCAAUAGCCUUUUCCAUCUGAUGCAAUAUUAAAUCUGUGGUGUAAUUUUUUAAAAAAAUGAUUAGUGGCACUGCUUAAGUGUGCCAUGGUUUCGUCCUGUGUUGUGUAAAGAUUUAGCUCUAUCGGAAAUACAGUAGGCCCACAGAUUACAUGAGGGUUGUGUUAUACAUAGUCAAAACCCAUUAAGUUCAAUGAUGGGUGGGAUUGCCAAAGUAUUUUUGCCAUGGAACUCGACCCGCUCUUCCCCUUUUACGUUUUUUAAAAACUUCUUUUUACCUUUCGCGUAAAGCUGAAUGCACACAAGUUAAAUGUGCGUAAGUUGCAGCCUUACCUAAUCAGAGAAUGAAAUCCAACUUGGUACUGUUUUUUCCCCUGUGGAGAAAGCCCUCCUGGACUAGCUAAAAGCCCCAAUUGAAGGUUUUGGGUUUUGUGGGGGGUUUUUGCUUUGCAGCCAUCUCGACUGCUGCUAAGUGGAAGGAGAAAUAGGAUGAGAUAAGUGUGGCUUAAGUUGCUUUGAGCCCCUGUAUUUAUAUGAACAUCCAAUUAUUUUUCAUAUGAGGGAAGAAAUAUGUGUCAUGCUAAUGAGCAUCCUGGCCAAUCACUGAUUAAAGCAAGAACUACAUCUGAGUGUCGUUUGAGAAAACACCAGUGAUUGAACAUCAGCUCAGUAUUCCACAUAAUAAAGUACAGUUUCGUAAUAUUGAAAGUGCAGAAACAUUGUAGCUCCCAUCAACUAUGGAAGGCAAGUGACCAUAUUGCUGCAUAGACAACAGUGGGAAAGCACUAACUGUGCAAAGAUGAGAAACAGAUAGAACACAGAACUCUUGCAGGUCAAAUCUGUGUUGUUAUAUGUUCUUAUUGGUGGAAACUGAGUGAAGAAACUAAACCUCAGAAAAUUGAGAGGCUUCAUCAUGUUUAUAGCCUUCGGUUAAGGACUUACUUUAAGGUAACUUCCUUUAUUCACCCCUAAACUAUAUAAUAAUUGCAGGAUUUGGCUGAAUUACAGUAAUCUAAUUUCUGCUUUUCUGCUUGUUUUGUUCCAGGGUCAUGAGAGGCUUCUGAAAUUAGUGUAGCAUGUUGUGUUGGUUGGUUUUUUUAAAAAUACAAUAUUAUUUUGUGCUCUCUAACCCCCUUCAACAUAAUAGCCCUCCAUCAUUAAGGCAGGAAUGACUGGCUAUAUUUAUGGAAAGCAUUCAAUGAAAAUUCAUGCACACACUGACUAGUUAUUUGUGGAACAGUGACCUGUUUCUUCUGCAAGUAAUUGAGCAUGUCUUGAGCUGACAAUCUUAAAACUGGAGUUUUCCCAAAUUCACUCAGGUGAACAGUUUGAACUCCACAUAGCCAUUUCAUUUCAAUGACAGACAGGUGUCAACCACCACUCCUUGGCUUAUUACAGUGAAUCUUGUUACUAAAAGAGGAACCCGUCAAUGUUUAAUAUGGCCUGGAGACGUUUCUUUAACCUCCCUGUAAUUUUACCUGCAAGUAAAGACUUGUAUCAAGGUGAACAUAUUUUGGAUUAGGAUGCUUAAAUCCUAGAUAACUAGACAACUGGAAUACAUUCGAUUAAUUUACUAUGCACUCAACUAUGUGCACACUUUCCAAGGCAUGUGAUCUAUUUUCAUUCCAGAUGAAUGUAGGCAUGGGGUUAGAUCCAGGGGGAAGUCAGAUAAAGGGUGAUGGUAGUAGAAACUGGCUUUCCCGUCCACUCCUCAACCCAGGAACUCCACCCAUCCUCCUAAAAGCCUCUCGAGUGUCAGUGGAACUUGCUGAAUGGGGUGGGCUAUAAGGAAAAACAGGGACUCCUUGAAAGCCAUUUCACAAGCAAAGCGUCCACCUGUGGGAGGUGCCUCAACUUGAUUUUCAGAGAUCUCCUCCAUGCUGCAGCCCACCCCAUUCACCAGGGUCUUCCUUUAGGAAUGAUGGAGGAGGAGGAGGGAGAAAGAAAUGUCAGCUUCUGCCAGCCCCCACUCUGCAGGCUGGUCCAACUAAUAUGUACUGUAGUUCCUAAGUCUCAGAUGCAAUAGGAAGUGGGAAACAGGUAUAUUCUUGAAUUAUUGAUCAUUUGCAUACUAUCAAUGUCAUCCAUUACUGGAUGACCAAAAUAUAAUGUCCCAAAUACUGCUAUAAGUUAAUAAGCAAUUGGUUAUUGUUAGCAACUGGAGGUCCUGGAAGCAAAUGUGUGUUGCCAUCAAAAGAUGUUUUAUCGAGACACUUGGGAAGCCCUGAGAUCAGCAUCUCUGUGCAAAUUGGGGAUGAGCAUGAAUAUGCAUUGGCAGAAGGCUGCUUAUGCAAAAAACAUCCAUUGUGCUAAAUCAGGCCAAUAGUGUACUUACUCUGGUCUUACUGCUUUUGAAAUUAAUAGACUAAUUCCAAUUGAUCUCAAUCAAUUAGGCAAGACACUAGUCUGAUUUUCAAGUUUGACAUACCAGGAUAUAUUUCAGUUCAGUAUGCCUAAAGUUGUGUCCAAGAUCUUAAGAUGCAACCCGAGUUACAGCUUUAAUCUGGAAGCUUUGUAAGCUGCACCUCCACAAAUAUUUAUGAUACGUGUCCGAAGUGUCACAUGUUUUUGAGGGGAACAUCCUAGAGCCAUUUUAUCAAUUAAGCAACUAAGAAAACUGUGAAAAUGCAAAGCAAUAGCACUGAAAUUUGGCAUUCAUGCAUUCAUCUGAAGUAUCUGCUAAAUUGUUGCAAAGAGAAAACUUGGUAUACAAAAUUCCUGAAUAUCUUUCUCGGAAAUGAAUGUGCAAACUAGGGAAUAAUUUAUUUUUUGAAAGAUAAAUACUUUUGAACUUGAUUGAUGUGUUUCUUAAUCCUUGGGCCAAAUCCUGCUGUUUAUUAUAAUGUCAGUUUUAUGCAUAACGUGCUUUAACAUAAAAGCUAAAGCUUGAUUAAAAUGCACUUCCUCGCUUUUGAGUAUUGGGCAAAUCAUUUCGAGGUGAGAUGAUUAAAUUUUUUAAAAGGCUUUGAUCCUGCACCCAUUCAUGUCAAAGGAAGGCAAAUGUCUCAUUGACUGAACUGGUGCAGCAUCUGGCCGACGCAAUGAAAAAGGGCUGAUUACGUUAUUGCACCAGCGUUUACAGUAUAGUAAACGCCAAACCAUCCAGUAUAGAAAAUACACUGAGGAUUUUGCUGUUGUGCACGAAAAAGGUCAGCAGGUGGCAGAAUUGCUUUUGUAUUACAUUGGUUUGAUUGUUUGCUCUUUGACAUUCUUCCUCCUAGUGGAAGAUUUAGAAAGUCAUGAUGGCUCUGCUGAAAGACCUUAUUACAUGAGUAAAUCUCUGCUGAAGAUUCUGAACAAGCAGAACAUGCAAACCAAGAGACAAUAGGAAAUGCCCAGUGUCCUAAACCACGCAAUCAUGUUUCGUUUGAUGCAUUGUUUCUUUCGAUACGGUAUUGAUUGUCAGCUAUCAUUUGCGCAUGUUUUAUACCAAAGCUAUUGUAGAUGUGAAGCCAUCAAAAGUUUGUAACGGCAUUGUGUGUGUGUGUGUGGUUUGUUUGUUUGUUUUUAAAUCCAACAACAAAAACCAUGGGAGCAUUUUUUUAUACUGAGAUUUUUAAAAUUAUUUUUAUUCUCUCUCCCCCCCCCCCCCAUUUUGCCUUUAAUUCUUGUGGCUUGGGUAUUUGAAAUGAAAGAUUGUUAAAAUGUCUGGCUGCUUUUUCUGUUUUGUUUUUUUUAAAAAGAAAAUAUGUGAAAAUAUGUUUUACUGUUGCGGAUUUUGCUCUGAGCGAGUGAAGAGAUUUCUUAAAAAGUGAAAAGGUCCUUUUGCAUUUAGGUGGUCAUGGAAUACGUCGAUGUCUCUUGAUUGCAUUUAGAGCCUCGCCAGUCUCCUAGCCUGUACAGCUGUGUACUCUAUGACAAAGUGCCUUACUGGCUAAUAAUAUUAACUAGCUUAUGUUUUGAAGUUUACAAGCGCCAUUUGAAACACAGAGCUACUAACUGCUUGAUGAAAUAAACAAAACUGUCUUUCAGCUUACUUGAAAUGUAUUGAUACGAAUCUGUUCCUUUGCCCCUGUGUGAAAUAUUUGCAGUAUCUACAUUUUCCUACUAUCAUCUCCAAAAAAAAUUAAAACAGUAGAGAGUGGUAUUUUUUAGAGAAUUGCUUAGGGACAUUUGGGUUUCUAAUGCUUAGCUUUAUCUGUGUCGAAUGUAUGCUGCAAGAAACCUUUAAGCAGGGCCUAGCUUACAGAACUCUCUUUUUAGAGGAACUAUCCGUGUAUAUGUUUGGUGCAUGGGACCCUGGUGUACUGGUUCCAUGCAUCCAUUCCUCAUACUCAGCCUGUGCUAACCUUCAGCUUCGACAGGUGAUGUGGUCCCCAUGUAGGAAACAUAUGCAAAAUUUUGAACAAUGUGGGACCCCCUCCUCCAGAACUUCCCACUCUCUCAGUUUAAAGAUGUUUGAGAAUAGGGUUGCUAACUGUCCUUUGUACCUGUGCCUUUUUAACAGUAGCCUGGCUGUGGCUUGUUGGAAUGAUCAGAUGAUAAUUUCUCUCUCUCCAUACUGUUAAAUGCUUCAGCUGUUAAUUCCUGCAUAUUGAGCUGCUGUUAAAAACACAACUCCAGAGAUUACCUGAAAAGCUGCCAAACUGAUAUGGAGCAACCCUAAGUACCUGAUGUAGGUUUACAUAUUCCUGGAGUUAAUGGGGAAUUAAUUUUCUUCUUCUUCUUGCUGGCCUUGUGUUUGCAGAAUAUUUCUUUUCUGAUUCUAGUAACCACUCUGCAGUUUCCACAAUUAACAUUAUGCUGUCAAUGGCAUAUGGCAUAAAUCCUGACAGAGCUGCUUCUUAAACAGAUGUGGUAUGUAUGUCCCUUUGGGCAUGGAAAUGCCUUUCCCCCCCUCACAAUAAUAGCUACAGUUAAUAACAACUGUAGCAUAUAAGCCCUCCUAACAGGAGAUAACAGUGGCAUGCCAACCAUAGCUAUGGUGCAAAAAGUGCUUGUGUAUCUUAGCCCCAAGGGGAGAGAGUAGACAACUUAGGGUGUAAAUAUUGAAAUUCUUUGUCCAAAUUAGUCACUUCCGUAACUCCCUAUACUAUUUGUUCAACAGUAAAGGAGGGGAGGAAGCUUUCAGGACUGCAGCUUCACAACACCCCAACCUUAAAUGCAUUUGCUUGUCUGUAAGUUCCAUUGAUUUCAAGUAAGUGUGUCUACAGUCGGAGAGUUUAAAUACUGGACCAGAUAUAAAAUUGGCUUUAUCAAAGUAAGAGAAAUGGGACCAGGGUUUAAUUUUUAGAGCUUCUCUUACAGGGACUCACACCUUCAUAGAAGGUGGUUAGCUAGUCAGGGCUGUACCACACACCUGUGUCAAUUCUUUAAAGAACUACACCCCUACUAUUUAAAUUAGAAGAAAUGGGAAUGAAAAGAUGCAUACUACACUUGUGUAAAGUGUUUAUUGCUUUGUUGACUAGUGUGAAAUGGAUGCUUUGUUUUUAGACUCUUGCUAAGAUGUUAUUUUAUAAAACGACUCUUAAUUUUAUAACUUUUGAUACUGAAUUAUUGCUUCCCUUGUAAAAUGUUGGUAAUUUGCACUUCACAGUAUUAAAACUUAAGAACAUAACGGCUUCUUCAGUUUUUGAAAUGUAUGGCUAAUGGUACUAAUAUUGAUCAUUCAUGCAGUCUGUUUGUUUGUAAAAAAAAAAGGGCCUAUCAGCAU
Podarcis muralis (Common wall lizard) is the source of this 8697-nucleotide messenger RNA. It is a transcript of the gene SLC44A5, whose product is annotated as solute carrier family 44 member 5. Gene Ontology annotation, biological process: transmembrane transport. Lineage: Eukaryota; Metazoa; Chordata; Lepidosauria; Squamata; Lacertidae. Gene Ontology annotation, molecular function: transmembrane transporter activity. The record is from RefSeq and is a predicted model, not a curated record. Gene Ontology annotation, cellular component: membrane.